CAAUGAAAUCACCGGCGUUGUAAUGAUGUCAAGAGUCCUGGAGAACCUCCAAGGCCUCCUGCAUUUUUUCGAUGCAUUGAAGUUGAAUUCAACAUCUUCAAUGUUAAUGUCAAGAGUUCUAGAGAACCUCGAAUGGGCACAAGGCCUUGUACGUUCUUAUCGACCAGUUCACUUGAAGUUUUCUGCGUCUUCAAUGUUGUUCAGGGUCGUAAAGAACCUUCAAGGGCCAGAACUAUGGCUCUCUUUGUUCUUGUUCUUCAUCUUCAAACUGUACUUCAAACAAAGGAACAAGCCCGUCUGGAGUUGGCCCCUCUUGAAAAGUGUCCCUUCCGUGCUAGCCAACUCCCACAGGCUCCAUGACUGGUUAAGCGGUCUUCUCGCAGCCGGCGGAGGCACCUUAAUGUUUUACGUGCCUGCCAUGCAAGCGGUCGUCACGAGCGACCCGAGAAACAUAGAGUUCAUACUCAAGUCCAAUUUCGAGAAUUUCCCCAAGGGAAAGGAGUUCAGCAAAGUAUUCUCGAAGCUCAUGGGCUCGGGAAUCUUCAACUCGGACGCAGAAUCAUGGAAGGUUCAAAGGAAGAUCGCCAACGUUCACAUUCAUUCCAAGCUCUUCCGCCAGUUUAUGGCUCGAACGACCCAAGACAUCGUCGAGACGCAGCUCAUUCCGAUCCUAAAACGAUGCGCUCAAUCCCCAUCGCCCAUUGACCUCCAAGACAUCUUAUUGAGAUUCACGUUCGAUGCCACAUGCACGGCCGUGUUUGGCGAAAACCCUCGUUGCCUUUCUCCCGAUUUACCGAGCGUCCCGUUUGCGGAAGCCAUUAACGAGGCCAUGGAAGCUAUAGUGUUCAAGUACGUCCUUCCUGCAAGCUGGUGGCGGACGCUUCGCUGGUUGAAUCUUUGGAAAGCAAGGAAAUUUUCCGAAGCCAUAGUGGUGAUCGACGAAUUCGUCGCACGUCAGAUCAAGCUUCGAAAGGAAGAGGAGGUCCGAGGCGGCGACCUUCUAUCAAUAUAUGCAGAAAAAUCCGAUGAAGUGACGUUUCUAAGAGAUACGGCAGUCAAUUUCCUAAUCGCCGGCCGGGACACCUCGGGAACUGCUCUGAGCUGGUUCUUUUGGAACCUCGCGAAUCAUCCCCACGUGGAGGCGAAGAUUCUGGAAGAGUUGAGGGAGGUGCUGAGGGAGAAGACGAGGGAGAGCCUGAAACCCGACGAUUUAGACAAGUUGGUGUACCUCCACGCAGCACUGAGCGAAAGUCUGAGGCUGUACCCUUCUGUUCCUAUUGGCCAGAAAGGGGUCAUAAAGGAAGCAACGCUUCCUAGUGGGACUGUGGUGAAGCCAGGAAUGGUCAUUUUUUACCUGAUUUACGCAGUGGGGAGGAUGGAAUGGGUGUGGGGAAAGGAUUGCAUGGAAUUCAAGCCGGAGAGAUGGAUAGAUGAAAACGGAAAACUGAGGCACGAGAACAACAGCUACAGGUUUCUUGCUUUCAAUGGAGGGCCGAGGACCUGUAUAGGUAAGGAUGUGGCUUUUGUGCAGAUGAAGUUUGCUGCUGCCUUGGUCUUGCUCAACUUUGAGGUAAGGGUGGUGGAAGGACACCCUGUUGCGCCGCUCACUUCCGUCAUCUUGAACAUGAAGCGCGGGUUAAUGGUCACGGUGAAGGAGAGGACUAAAGUGGAGGGCUAGGUGCUUAAGAUCAGGAUCUGAGCUUAGCUUUUACUGUUUAACUUAUAACUAUAUACCAGUACAGGUGGUCUGUGUUUGUUCCAUAGCUUUGACUAAUAUUUAUCUACAUAUAUUUCAGCAUA
Messenger RNA from Nymphaea colorata (pocket water lily), 1800 nucleotides. RefSeq names its product cytochrome P450 86B1-like. NCBI's taxonomy places the organism in Eukaryota, Viridiplantae, Streptophyta, Magnoliopsida, Nymphaeales, Nymphaeaceae. The record is from RefSeq and is a predicted model, not a curated record. The transcript has a single exon. Bases 23 to 1678 code for a protein of 551 amino acids. Gene Ontology annotation, molecular function: heme binding; iron ion binding; monooxygenase activity.